UAUCACAAUGGACGUCUCACCAUGUGGGGCUAUAUCCCCUCGGAACUCUAUCGCAAUUGACCUCUCACCAAAUGGGCCUUGGAGCUCUAUCGAAAUGGACCUCUCACCAAGUGGGUCGCUAUCUCCUUGGAGCUCUUAUCACCAUGUACGUCUCAAUGUGGGGGUAUAUCCCCUCGGACCUCUAUCACAGCGGGCCUCUGACCAAGUGGGCCUUGGAGCUCAAUCGGAAUGGACCUCUCACUAUGUGGGCCUUGAUCCCCUUGGACCUCUCACCAAGCGCACCUUUAUCCCCUUGAACCUCUACCUCUAUCACAAUGGACCUCACCAAGUGCACGGCGCAUACAUGCACGCAAUUUGAAACACUGACAAACUGGGCGCAUAUCAACAUUGCAUCAUACAAGUUGGAGUCUGUGUUUUCAAACGUCAUUUUAAGACAUUUAUUCUGCAUUGUUUUAUAGCUUCAUACGUCCAUUUGGUGGCGAUUAUAUAAUUUUACCAUGUGAUAGCGAAAACUAUUGUGCAGAUGAACGUAUAAGUUUUAAAAUAUAAGCAGAUUAAUAAAAAAAAUUGUCAUCAGUUUUUCGAUUACCGACACAUAUAAUAAGUCGAUGUCGCACUUUUCACAGAAAUAGAAAAUACUAUAUUUCUUAAACCAUAUGCACCAAUCCUAUAUCUUUCAGCUCUUGUGCAAAGACAUGGCUGAAUAAACUUCAAA
Owenia fusiformis is the source of this 715-nucleotide messenger RNA. Lineage: Eukaryota; Metazoa; Annelida; Polychaeta; Sabellida; Oweniidae. The record is from the annotation of a GenBank genome assembly.